Messenger RNA from Elephantulus edwardii (Cape elephant shrew), 969 nucleotides. RefSeq names its product olfactory receptor 2L5-like. Gene Ontology annotation, molecular function: olfactory receptor activity; G protein-coupled receptor activity. Gene Ontology annotation, cellular component: membrane. The coding region runs from base 1 to 969 and encodes 322 amino acids. Gene Ontology annotation, biological process: G protein-coupled receptor signaling pathway. Lineage: Eukaryota; Metazoa; Chordata; Mammalia; Macroscelidea; Macroscelididae. The transcript has a single exon. The record is from RefSeq and is a predicted model, not a curated record.
AUGGAGAGUCAUAAUGAAACAUCAACUGAUUUCAUUUUGUUAGGACUAUUACCACCUUCAAGAAUUGGCCUAUUCUUCUUCAGUAUUAUUAUUUUACUUUUCAUAAUGGCUCUAGCUGGCAAUCUAUGCAUGAUACUCCUCAUCCUCGUGGACACACAUCUCCACACCCCAAUGUAUUUCCUACUUAGUCAGCUCUCACUCAUGGAUCUGAAUUACAUUUCUACCAUUGUUCCCAAGAUGGCUUACAACUUCCUGUUUGGAAAUAAAUCAAUCUCUUUCAUUGGAUGUGGAGUCCAGAGUUUCUUCUUUUUGACUUUGGCAGGUGCAGAAGCACUUCUCUUGGCAUCUAUGGCCUAUGAUCGUUAUGUGGCCAUUUGUUUUCCCCUUCACUAUCCUGUUCGUAUGACCAAAGAUAUGUGUGUAGUGAUGAUUACAGGAUCUUGGAUAACGGCAUCUAUUAACUCCUGUGUCCACACUGCAUAUGUACUAAAUUUUCCCUAUUGUCUGUCCAGAGCAAUUGAUCAUUUCUUCUGUGAUAUCACGGCCAUAUUGACUCUGGCUUGUGUAGAUACCACAAUCUAUGAAUACACCGUAUUUGUGAGUUCAACCCUGUUCUUAGUGUUUCCUUUCAUUGGCAUUUCCUUUUCCUAUGGCCGAGUUCUCCUUGCUGUUUACCGUAUGCCUUCAUCUCAAGGGAGGAAAAAGGCCUAUUCAACUUGCAGUACUCACCUCACUGUGGUGAUUUUCUACUAUGCACCAUUUGCUUACAAUUAUCUACGACCAAGUUAUCUACGAUCUCCAACUGAAGACAAAAUUCUGGCCAUUUUCUAUACUGUCCUUACUCCCAUGCUUAACCCAGUAAUUUACAGCUUAAGGAACAAGGAAGUGAUGGGAGCCUUGAGAAGAGUUAUUCAAAGAUUCUACUAUAUGAAAGUAUGGACACGGUUUCUGUAUCAAUCCUCAAAUUAG